UAAGGGCUCAUUCUAAGCCAUUUAUAGCUGAAUAGGCUUUCGUCUUGUCAUACUUAGCCUUGUUUGCUGCUCUUUCAUUUCAUUCUUUGUCAUUUAUCUGAAAUUAUUGUACCGCAACUAAACAAUUUUGCAUUAUGGAUUUACAUUUUUUAUCUGUUGAACAGCAAACAUAAACAAAAAGUAAUAAACUCAUUAUUUUCAUUAAUUUUACAAAGUAAACAAUUUGUUUGCAUUUGCGCGAGCAUAUUCACGCAGCGCUGUCUCGCGAGUGCAGUGCACGUUUUUGAAUUCCAACGGUCGAGAAGAGACUGAUCCCCGUCUGCUGAUUUAAAUUGAUGGUCUGACGGAAAUAUUGUUGUGGUAAGUCAGAGAAAUACAUCGAUUUUUUUAUGUAAUUUACUUGUUAUAAGCUUUAAACCCAUUAGUAAUGAAGUUGUCAAUGUUUCUACAGCGGAUUUACACUUAAACACGAAAGAGCCUGAACCGCGACGGUGUCACAAGUUGCCUUACAUCGAUUACAUAAUGGUAGACAAAUGGACAACAGAUGAUGUCUGCAAUUGGCUCCAAACCAUCAACCUGAUUGAUUCCAAAGAAGUCUUCAGAGAGCAAGAGAUUGAUGGAGAAACCCUGUUGGGCUUAACAGAAAGGAUGGUGCAGAAACUAUUCCCCACAAUGAAACAGCAAGUGAUCUUUUUAAAGGAACUUGAAAGACUCAAGAGAUCGUCUUCAAUGGAGCAAAAGUGCUGUGAGCCGUGGCCUGCAGUUUUUAGCCUCCCUGAUUUUCCACCAGAACUUAACGAAUCAUUACAGAGGAAGGAUCCAUCUUUCAAGAAAAAGGAAAAAUCACAUCUGCGAUCACUGCUAAUUCAAGUGUUGUUUGAUAGCAUCACAAAGUACACAUGGUAUCCAAGCCACAAGAUAUACACGGAUGUUCUUGGAAGUCUGAUCAAAAGAUUUCCUUUCCUGAAGGAUACUAGCCCCUCUGGUCAUGAUACCCUUCUGCAUUGUCUGCGUAACAAAUUUAAAAAAGAGAGAAUUCCUUUAGUGCAUUCAUCAGCAGUUCAAGAGAUGAAGAAGAAAUUUGGUGUUAAAAGGAAUGCACUGGAGACUCAGUCUCUGAUGGCCUUGUCUCUGAAGAGGAGGUAUACACCAGUAAUUUCCUAA
Molecule: messenger RNA, 1164 nt
Organism: Cyprinus carpio (common carp)
Lineage: Eukaryota; Metazoa; Chordata; Actinopteri; Cypriniformes; Cyprinidae
Product: sterile alpha motif domain-containing protein 3-like
Exons: 6
Coding region: 523-1164 (213 amino acids)
Molecular function (GO): protein binding
Source: RefSeq, a predicted model, not a curated record